Messenger RNA from Pelmatolapia mariae (spotted tilapia), 1032 nucleotides. Its product is annotated as D-beta-hydroxybutyrate dehydrogenase, mitochondrial-like. Gene Ontology annotation, biological process: steroid metabolic process. Gene Ontology annotation, molecular function: oxidoreductase activity. NCBI's taxonomy places the organism in Eukaryota, Metazoa, Chordata, Actinopteri, Cichliformes, Cichlidae. The record is from RefSeq and is a predicted model, not a curated record. The transcript is spliced from 4 exons. Gene Ontology annotation, cellular component: intracellular membrane-bounded organelle. The coding region runs from base 1 to 1032 and encodes 343 amino acids.
AUGAUCACCAUUUUCUUCCUCAUCGAAAUGGUCAGCAUCAUCCCCAUCACUGCCAUCCUCCUCUUCAUCUAUUCCAAGUUUAUUUCCAGCUACCGCUCCAACCAUGUGUUGGACAGCUGUGGCCAUGCUGUGCUGAUAACAGGCUGUGACAGUGGCUUCGGGCACCACCUGGCUCGCUGUUUGGACCAGAAGGGGUUUGUGGUCUUUGCUGGGUGUUUGUCUCCAGGAGGAGCCGGAGCCCAGAGCCUGAUCAGACAGAGCUCCAGUAAUCUGAAAAUCCUCAAGUUGGAUGUCACAAGGGAUGAAGACUUGCAGCAGGCAAAGAAAAUGGUGCAGGAGAACCUGCCAGAGAAAGGUCUGUGGGCAGUUGUGAACAAUGCUGGGAUCUCAGACUGGGCCGAGAUCGAAUGGAGCACUAUUGAAGAUUUCCAAAACAUGGUGGAUGUUAACCUGUUUGGAUCCAUUAGGACAUCUAUCGCUUUCCUACCUCUGGUUCGUGCCAGCAAAGGUCGGAUGGUUUUUGUGUCAAGCAUCUUUUCCUUCUUCUACUGCUUGAACAUGGGAGCAUACAGUGUGUCAAAGAGAGGACUGGAGGCAUUUGCUGACUGCUUAAGAGUGGAAAUGGCUAGUUUUGGCAUGAAGGUCAGUGUCAUUCAGCCAGGUAAUUUUGGCCAAGCCACUAACAUCCUGAAGAGGAAAACUGCUUUGGACAUCUGGAACAAACUGGAUGAUGAGAAAAAACGAAUCUUUGGCAGAGAGUACAUUGAUCUGGCCAAUGACUACUUCACGUCAACAUGUAGGGUGGGAUUCAAGGACGCCGAUCCGGUCAUUGCAGCAAUGCUGCACGCGGUCACAUCUGCUAGGCCGAAACACAGAUACCUGCUGGUCUCCACCAUGGAGAUGUUUUUCUUCAGCAUCUUCCCAUAUCUGCCAACCCUCCUGGCUGAUGCUGUGUUUUCUCUCAGCUCAAUGUACACAUGCAGAAAAGAAAUGCUUUAUGCUAAGCGAGACCCACAAAAUAGCUAUCUGUAA